Molecule: messenger RNA, 1340 nt
Organism: Nerophis ophidion (straightnose pipefish)
Lineage: Eukaryota; Metazoa; Chordata; Actinopteri; Syngnathiformes; Syngnathidae
Gene: prlh2
Product: prolactin releasing hormone 2
Exons: 3
Coding region: 47-526 (159 amino acids)
Molecular function (GO): hormone activity
Source: RefSeq, a predicted model, not a curated record
GCGGUGAUAUGUGUGUGUGUGUGUUGAUUCAUCAUCUCACAAGCAGAUGAGCGUCACAGCUGUAUAUAAGGUGCAGCACACCUGCUCAGCGAUAACAACUACGAACCUCGGCCAGCUGACCUCAGCCUCUAACCAAAGUUCAGGUGCCUUUGAGCUACUCCUCAGCAUGUUCCCCAGGAGAGAGGCUGCUGAUGCCCAGGCAAAAGGCGGCCCGCCCGCUUCCUUGGCUCUCCUCCUCUUCCUCCUGCUGCUCCUCUUCUCCUCCUGCAGCCUCAGCGACGCACACAGCACCACAGUGGAGCACGACUUCCACAUUGUUCACAAUGUCGACAACAGAAGUCCGGAGAUAGACCCCUUCUGGUACGUGGGCCGCGGCGUGAGACCAAUCGGUCGCUUCGGGAAGCGGCACAGCGACGUGGCGGUGCGGCCCGUCGUCAGGACGCUGGAGCUGAUCCUCAACAGUCUGCGGAGCAAGGACAACCUGGACACGGUGCUGCGUGGGGAAGAUGGAGACUGGUUACCAUGACAACAGCCAUGUCUGAAACACCCAACAAACUUUUGUUCCAUGAUGAUGACACUCUCCUACCAUGUUUCUCUCCCUUAAUUUAAAUUAAAUGUAUAUUCUUGAAUAAACAUGAACCUACUGAGCGUGACACUACUUUUGGCAACAACAAAGAGUGUUAAAGUUGCAAAUUUUAUUUAGUUCAUGAUACAUCUUUCUCCAGGUGCACAGAGGCACACGGAUAAUUUUUUUUUUUGCAUGUUAAUACUUUCCCCAACAUGUCACAUGAUGUCAACAAACAACUGCACAUAAAGUGAACACUGUGCAACCUGGCUGGAUUCCAACAGUGACAAACCAGCCGUAUGAGUGUUAUACUACACUGAAAGACUUUGAUUGGGCAAUACACGUUAUUCUAUAUCAUAUCCAACUUUUUCCACGCACAAAUUCUCAGAUGACGAUACAAAAAUACAGGACACUGAUGAUUGGACCCUUGUAGCUGUGCUUGGCGUCUAUACUGUACAUCGUUCAAAGUAAAACCAAAAGCAUGCUUAUUUUCUAUUCGUUUUUUAAAACAUCAACACGCCGGUAAUCAAUGUGCAAAAAACACAUGGAAUGGAAGUAUCUGUAAUAUAAAAGGUGGCGGAGCAAGCGCACAGAGGUCCAGUUUGGAAAUCAACCCUGCUGCACUCAUGUGGUUAUAAAUGGAUGCUAUAUGAAAGAGGUAAUAUUCAUGUCAAAUUUUGCAAAAAAUUAAAAACUUGCCACAUUGAUCUUGAACGCAGACUGAAAAUACCUGGAGGCCAUCGAGGAGAAAAAAAAACCUCUGAAUAUGUUUUAA